CUGCCCUGCUCUGAGGACCGGCUCCGGGCUCCGGCUUCACACACUGCGUCUCAGCGCGUCUCCGGGACCAGCCUCCAUCCGCACUAAGAAGAACCGGGUCGUCCUGUUGUGUCUGCGGGGACUCUGGGGGAUUAGAGCCGGCGCAGUGUGAUCUGGGCCCGGUACUUGGAUCUGUCUGCAGCCCGACACAUCAUCUAUUAUGGAUCUGGUUUUCCUUCUAACUUAGACUGCUUAGAGGACAGUGUUAUCUCCAGACGCGGAGCUAUGGACGGGGCGGAGGUGAGCCAGCUGCCCGACGAGGAGCUGCUGAUGCUGGGGAAGGAGGAUCUGGUCCGGAGGCUGAGGAGGCUGGAGAACCGCAACAUGGAUCUGAUGCUGGAGCACGGAAACAUGAUGAAGGACGUGAACCGGAGCCUGCAAGUCCACCUCCACGAGAUUCGGAGUCUGAAGGAGGUCAACCAGAAACUGCAGGAUGACAACCAGGAGCUCCGGGAGCUCUGCUGCUUCCUGGACGACGACCGACAGAAGGGCAAGAAGGUGUCCCGGGAGUGGCAGCGGUUCGGCCGCUACACGGCCAGUGUCCUGUGGAAGGACGUGGGUCUGUACCAGCAGAAGCUGAGGGAGCUGGAGGCCAGUCAGGAGGCGCUGAGGACGGAGAACACCGACCUGAAGGAGAUCGUCCUCAUGCUGGAUGAGGAGAGGAGCGGAGCCGGAUCCAGGAGCUCCAUCGACAGCCAGUCCAGUCUGAGUAACCUGAACGGGUCCGGGUCUGUCCGGGACGUGGGAGAUGGGAGCAGCACGUCCAGCACUGGGAGCGCCGGCAGUCCGGACCACCACAACCACUUACACAAAGGAUCCGAAGGAAAGAUAGCAUCACUGAGAAGGUCUAUGGACGACCUGUCCACCCCGCAGGUCCACAGGGGGACUGGACUCAGUGAUGCAUCAUUUACCUACAUCAGACAGCUUGAGAACAGGGUGAGGAUGCUGGAGGAUGAAAACCGGCAGCUGCUGUCACAGGGGAACAGCGGGGAAGUGAAGACACUGAGGAAAGGGUUGUCUCUGUACCAUUCGGAAACCCAGCUGUCACAGUUCCAGGACGGUUUACACAAUGGUGCUCCCCGGACCCCCAGCGGUGAACCAUCCCCCACUGGGAUCUACCUCCCACCAGGGCAGAAACCUGAGGCUGUGGUCCAUGCCAUGAAGGUGCUUGAGGUCCAUGAGAAGCUGGACAGGCAGAACUCCCAGGAAUAUGAAGAAGAUCUGAGUGAGAAAGAGAAGGCCAUCGUCAGAGAGAUGUGCAAUGUGGUUUGGAGAAAGCUGGGAGAUGCAGCUGGAUCCAAGCCUUCUGUCAGACAGCAGCUCUCAGGCAACCAGUACAAACCCCCUUUAUAGCCGUCAGACACCAGUAAACAUAUACGCUCCCAUUUCGGACUGGAAACCUCCAGCAAAACUGUUUUUCUCUCUCAGCUGAUGAACUCCAAA
Molecule: messenger RNA, 1482 nt
Organism: Sphaeramia orbicularis (orbiculate cardinalfish)
Lineage: Eukaryota; Metazoa; Chordata; Actinopteri; Kurtiformes; Apogonidae
Gene: ccdc85ca
Product: coiled-coil domain containing 85C, a
Exons: 6
Coding region: 265-1392 (375 amino acids)
Cellular component (GO): apical junction complex
Source: RefSeq, a predicted model, not a curated record